Molecule: messenger RNA, 2196 nt
Organism: Plasmodium reichenowi
Lineage: Eukaryota; Apicomplexa; Aconoidasida; Haemosporida; Plasmodiidae
Product: GPI-anchored micronemal antigen
Exons: 1
Coding region: 1-2196 (731 amino acids)
Source: RefSeq, a predicted model, not a curated record
AUGAAAUAUAAUACAUCUUUGUACGUUGCACUUAUAAUAGCCUUAUGUCAGGCGGUAAGUGCCCUUAUAAGAAAUUCGAACACACCUCAGGCCUUCUUAAUACCUGAAUUGAAUAAUAAUGAAAGAAACGAAUUGAAUAAUAAUGAAAGAAACGAAUUGAAUAAUAAUGAAAGAAACGAAUUGAAUAAUAAUGAAAAUAACGAAUUUAAUAAUAAUGAAGAAAAUUGUGAUAUACAAAAAAUAGCAGAAGAAAUGAUGGAGAAUUUAUUGAAUGAAAAUGAUAUGUAUACUAAUAUAAUGUUAGCAUUACAAAAUAGAUUAAGUGAUGAUUAUUUAUGCUCAGAGCCAAAAUAUGAGAAUAUAUGUAUACAUGAAAAAGAUAAAAUUUCUUUAUCCUUUCCUUGUUCAAAUCCUAAAUAUGAAAAAUUAAUACAUAAAUUCACAUUUAAAAAAUUAUGUAACUCCAAAGCAGCUUUUAAUAAUACUUUACUUAAAUCUUUUAUUGAGGAAGAUGAAGAACAAAAUACAUUUAGUCUUAUGUUAAAACAAUUUAAAACAUUAUUAACAUGUGUGGAUGAUGAACUAAAAGAUAUAUAUAAAGAAUCUAUUGAUUUAUUAGUCGAUUUAAGAACAUCUAUUACUGAAUUAACACAAAAAUUAUGGUCAGGUAAAAUGGUUAAUGUUUUAAAAAAAAGAGAAUUCUUAAUAGCUGGUAUUUUAUGUGAAUUAAGGAAUGGUAAUAAGUCACCACUUAUUAGUAAAAGUUUAGAAUUUGAAAAUCUGGGAAUAUUAAAAAUAAAUAAUGAAGAGUUAUUAAAUGAAGCUUAUACAGCCUUUUCAGAUUAUUAUUAUUUUUUUCCAUAUUUUAUUCAAAAAUUAUUAGAAAAAGGUGGAAUGAUAGAAAGGUUAAUUAAAAUUCAUGAAAACAUGACUAAAUAUAGAACAAAAGAUAUGUUAAAUAAAAUUAAUGCACAAUCAAAAGGAGAAGUAUUAAAUAAUGAAGAUAUACUUAAUAAACUUAAUGCAUAUAAGCAUUAUACAAAGCAUGGUGCAACUUCAUUUAUCCAAUCUAGGGAAGUAAAAAUUGUGAACCAAAACGUAAACAAUGACGACACCACAAAAAAUCAGCAACAAAAUGUUAAUAAUAAUGAAAAAGUAAAUAAUAAUAAUAAUAAUAACCAACAAGUAAAUAACAAUAAUAAUAAUAACCAACAAGUAAAUAACAAUAAUAAUAAUAAUAACCAACAAGUAAAUAACAAUAAUAAUAAUAACCAACAAGUAAAUAACAAUAAUAAUAAUAACCAACAAAUAAAUAACAAUAAUUAUAAUAACCAACAAGUAAAUAACAAUAAUUUUAAUAAUAACCUACAGGUAAAUAAAAACGAUAAACAUGUACAAAAAAACAAGCACACAACUGCAACACAGACAAAUAAUAUUUUGUUCAAUCCUUUAUAUUCCAUCAAUCCAGAAAAACCAAAGGAUAUUAUAAAAUUAUUAAAAGAUUUGAUAAAAAAUUUACAUAUUGUUAAAUUUGAAAAUAAUGAACCUACCACAAACAUUGAUGAAGAAGGAAUUAGAAAACUUUUAGAAAAUAGUUUUUUUGAUUUGAAUGAUGAUAUUCUUAUAGUCCGUUUAUUACUAAAACCACAAACAGUAAUAUUAACGGUCAUACAAUCCUUUAUGCUAAUGACCCCGUCCCCAUCAAGAGACGCAAAAGCUUAUUGUAAGAAGGCAUUAAUUAAUGAUCAAUUAGUACCAACUAAUGAUACUAAUAUUUUGUCAGAAGAAAAUGAAUUAGUUAAUAACUUCUCUACGAAAUAUGUUUUGAUAUAUGAAAAAAUAAAAUUACAAGAAUUAAAAGAAAUGGAAGAAAGCAAAUUAAAAAUGAAAUAUUCAAAAACCAAUUUAUCAGCAUUAGAAGUUAGAAAUACACAAAACAAUAAAGACAAAAAUGAUGCAUCCAAUAAAAAUAAUAACCCAAAUAAUAGUAGUACACCAUUAAUUGCAGUAGUAACAGAUUUAUCUGGUGAAAAAACAGAAGACAUAAUAAAUAAUAAUGUCGAUAUAGCUACAUUAUCAGUUGGAGUACAAAAUACUUUUGAAGGACCAAAUGCAAAGGCGGGAACUUUAAUUAAUCACCUUUCUUAUGCAACAUUCCUUUUUUUCUCUUUCAUUUUAAUUAACUUGUUAAAUUAA